AUGGCGCUGGGCUGCGGGGACGGCAUGCCGCUGGGCACGGGCGUGACGCUAGGCACGGGCGUCGGGUUCGGCGCGGACGGCGCGGGCGACGGCGGCGUCGUGGGCACGGACGUCGGCUCGGCCGUCGGCGGCGCGCUCGGCCGCGUCGUCGGCACGCCUAGAGGGAGAUCGAGUGACGGUUUGUGGUUUCCACGACGGCUCGCACCUGUCGGCACCUCCGUGGGCGACGAGCUCGGGACCAUGGACGGCGGAGACGUCGGCACGGACGUCGGCGCCGGCGACGGCACUCCGGACGGGACGGGCGUGCCGGACGGCGACGGCGUCGGGCAGGACGUCGGCGGCGUCGUCGGCACGCUCGUGGGCGGCCU
This is a messenger RNA of Aureococcus anophagefferens, 368 nucleotides long. RefSeq lists its product as hypothetical. The record is from RefSeq and is a predicted model, not a curated record. The transcript has a single exon. The annotation marks the transcript as partial. NCBI's taxonomy places the organism in Eukaryota, Pelagophyceae, Pelagomonadales, Pelagomonadaceae.